This is a messenger RNA of Otolemur garnettii (small-eared galago), 3048 nucleotides long. RefSeq names its product sodium channel epithelial 1 alpha subunit (gene SCNN1A). Gene Ontology annotation, biological process: sodium ion transmembrane transport. NCBI's taxonomy places the organism in Eukaryota, Metazoa, Chordata, Mammalia, Primates, Galagidae. Bases 24 to 2051 code for a protein of 675 amino acids. The record is from RefSeq and is a predicted model, not a curated record. The transcript has 13 exons. Gene Ontology annotation, molecular function: ligand-gated sodium channel activity. Gene Ontology annotation, cellular component: membrane.
GCAAGUCUGGUUUUCUGAGCUGUAUGGGUGCACCUUCAAGGGGAAAUGGAGGGUUCAUGAAGGGGGACAAGAUUGAGGAGCAAGACCCCGACCCUUCACAGCCCACCCAAGGGCGAAUGAAGGGGGACAAGCUUGAGGAGCAGGGGCCAGGUCCUGAGCCCGCGGCCCCCCAGCAGCCCACAGAGGAGGAGGAGGCCCUGAUCGAGUUCCACCGCUCCUACCGAGAGCUCUUCCAGUUCUUCUGCAACAACACCACCAUCCAUGGUGCCAUCCGCCUGGUGUGCUCCCAGCACAACCGCAUGAAGACGGCCUUCUGGGCGGUGCUAUGGCUCUGCACCUUUGGCAUGAUGUACUGGCAGUUUGCCCUGCUUUUCGGGGAGUACUUCAGCUACCCCGUCAGUCUCAACAUCAACCUCAACUCAGACAAGCUCGUCUUCCCUGCCGUUACUGUCUGCACCCUCAACCCCUACAGGUAUACCGAAAUUAAAGGGGAGCUGGAGGAGUUGGACCGUAUCACCGAGCAGACGCUCUUUGACCUGUACAAAUACAACGCCUCCAACACCAUAACCCAUGCGCGCAGCCGGCGCGAUCUCCGGGAGACUCUGCCGCACCCCUUGCAGCGCCUGCAGGCCCCGCCCCCGCCUCAAGGGGCGCGUCGAGCUCGCCGCGCGGCCUCCAGCGUGCAGGACAACAAUCCCCAAGUGGACUGGAAGGACUGGAAGAUCGGCUUUCAACUGUGCAACCAGAACAAAUCGGACUGCUUCUACCAGACCUACUCAUCAGGAGUGGAUGCAGUGAGGGAGUGGUACCGCUUCCACUACAUCAACAUUUUGUCAAGACUGCCAGACACCCUGCCUUCUCUGGAGGAGGACCUGCUGGGCAACUUCAUCUUCUCCUGCCGCUUCAACCAGGUGUCCUGCAAUCAGGCGAAUUACUCUCACUUCCACCACCCUGUGUACGGGAACUGCUACACUUUCAAUGACAAGAACAACUCUAACCUCUGGAUGUCUUCCAUGCCUGGGAUCAACAAUGGUCUGUCCCUGAUGCUGCGCACAGAGCAGAACGACUUCAUUCCCUUGCUGUCCACGGUGACCGGGGCCCGAGUGAUGGUGCAUGGGCAGGAUGAGCCUGCCUUUAUGGAUGAUGGUGGCUUUAACUUGCGGCCUGGCGUGGAGACCUCCAUCAGCAUGACGAAGGAAGCUUUGGACAGACUUGGGGGCAAUUAUGGUGACUGUACUAAGAAUGGCAGUGACGUCCCUGUCAAGAACCUUUACAGCCCUUCUAAGUAUACACAGCAGGUGUGUAUCCACUCCUGCUUCCAGGAGAGCAUGAUCAGGCAGUGUGGCUGCGCCUAUAUCUUCUAUCCACGGCCCCAAGAUGUGGAGUACUGCGACUACAGGAAGCAUAAUUCCUGGGGUUACUGCUACUAUAAGCUUCAGGUUGACUUCUCCUCAGACCGCCUGGGCUGUUUUACCAAGUGCCGGAAGCCAUGUAGUGUGACCAGCUACCAGCUCUCCGCUGGUUACUCACGAUGGCCCUCAGUGACCUCCCAGGAAUGGGUCUUCCAGAUGCUAUCCCGACAGAACAAUUAUACCAUCAACAAUAAGAGAGAUGGAGUUGCCAAACUCAACAUCUUCUUCAAGGAGCUGAACUAUAAAACCAAUUCCGAGUCUCCCUCUGUCACGAUGGUCACCCUCCUGUCCAACUUGGGUAGCCAGUGGAGCCUGUGGUUUGGCUCCUCCGUGCUGUCUGUGGUGGAAAUGGCCGAGCUCAUCUUUGACCUCCUGGGUAUCACGUGCCUCAUGCUACUCCGGAGGUUCCGAAGCCGAUACUGGUCGCCAGGCCGAGGGGGCAGGGGUGCUCGGGAGGUGGCCUCCACUCCACCUUCCAACCUUCCUUCCCGCUUCUGCCCCCACCCCACAUCCCCACCCUUAUCCCAACCAGGCCCUGUUCCCCUCCUGGCCUUGGCAGCCCCUCCCCCUGCCUAUGCCACCCUGGGCCCCUGCAUAUCCCCAGCAGGCUCCUCUGCCUGUCCUCUGGGGGAGCCCUGAAAGGGGAGAAUGCUCCUCCCCUCAUGUCAGGUGCUCCCCUGGAGAAGGGGACCUGCCUUGGCUGCUCCAGGAUGUUUAGGAUUUCCUCUCAGAGGCACUGACUGCCGUUGGUGUGGGGGAGAGAAGCAGGAUGGGUGAGAAGCUCUGGAAGUUGCCCAGAGAACAGUGGCCAGUAGAGCUGCCCAGAAUUUCUUUGGCUCCUGCCUGCACCCCUUGUCCUGUCUCUGGACACUCUGAUUUCCCCACCCAAGGCCCACAAGUCUCUUUUUGGCUCAGAUCAGCCAAGCCAGACUUGGAGCUUUGACAAAGAACUUUCCUAGGAAACGACUGAUGACCUGAGCACAACACAGACAAGGGCACACAAAGGCAUGUCCAGAUUUUCUGCACAACGGUGACUGCAGCCAGCCCCAGCGGGGCCUGGACACUGCUUUCUAGUGACACAAAUGUCUGCUUCUCUUCUUGAACUUGGGUGGGGAACCCCACUCAAAAGCCCCCUUUGUUAGUUCUUGGCAAUUCCCCUUCCCACACUCCUUGGUUGGGGGGGCUGUAGUGAAGGAUUGGCCAUUCCCAGUUGGUCCCAGAAUUCCUCUAGCCUCAUACCCCAUCCCCCACAGAGGCAUACCCUAAUUCCUCUGCCCUGUGUCAUACCUCUACUCAAGCUAUUUCUUCAGCCUGGAAAGAGUUCCUUACCAUCUCCUGGAGAACUCCUAUGCAUCCCUCAGAACCCUGCCUGCUCAGACGCCAUUACUUUUGUGAAGGCUUCUGCCCAUUUUUCCUAGAAUUGAUCACUCCCCUCUCCCCUGGGCUCCCAUAGUGUGUUACAUACAAAAUCUAUGGGAGUGUUGAUGUUGGAUUAUACUUGCACAUUUGUGUCUGCCUCCCCAACUAGACUGUAAGCUCCUUGUGAUCAGGGCCUGAAUCUUGUUCAUUUAUGUGUGCUCCAGGUCUGGCUUAGUGUCCUCCUUGGAGCAAGUAGGCAGGUAUUCAAUAAAUGUUU